GAGGAUCCGGCCCUCGGCUGCAGCGCGAGCCAUGGUGGGUGGCGAGGCGGCUGCAGCGGUGGAGGAGCUGGUUUCCGGGGUGCGGCAAGCGGCCGACUUCGCCGAGCAGUUCCGCUCCUACUCUGAGAGCGAGAAGCAAUGGAAGGCCCGCAUGGAAUUCAUCUUGCGCCACCUGCCUGAUUACCGCGACCCGCCCGACGGCGGCGGCCGCCUGGACCAGCUGCUGUCCCUCUCCAUGGUCUGGGCCAACCAUCUUUUCCUGGGCUGCAGUUACAAUAAAGACCUUCUAGACAAGGUGAUGGAAAUGGCUGAUGGUAUUGAAGUGGAAGACCUGCCACAGUUUACUACCAGAAGUGAAUUAAUGAAAAAGCAUCAAAGCUAAGGAGAAGAUGUAUCACAUUUUCAUCAUGGGCCACAGGCUUAGAGAGGAGGCUGGAAUGAAUGUGACAGUGACCACAGCAGCUCUAGACUCCUGGUAGAGGCAG
This is a messenger RNA of Urocitellus parryii (Arctic ground squirrel), 485 nucleotides long. It is a transcript of the gene Xtbd1, whose product is annotated as CDKN2A interacting protein N-terminal like. The record is from RefSeq and is a predicted model, not a curated record. NCBI's taxonomy places the organism in Eukaryota, Metazoa, Chordata, Mammalia, Rodentia, Sciuridae.